This is a messenger RNA of Capronia epimyces CBS 606.96, 1614 nucleotides long. RefSeq lists its product as uncharacterized. Gene Ontology annotation, cellular component: nucleus. Lineage: Eukaryota; Fungi; Ascomycota; Eurotiomycetes; Chaetothyriales; Herpotrichiellaceae. The transcript is spliced from 2 exons. The record is from RefSeq and is a predicted model, not a curated record. The coding region runs from base 1 to 1614 and encodes 537 amino acids.
AUGUAUUCAAGUUCUUCGGCUCCCGGCCACCCUCCGUGGCAGGCUCAAUCGUCUUACUCGUCCAACCAGAAUGCUUACAUACAAGUUCCAGCCCGUCAAACGUUUGGUGCGCAACCGCCUCUUCCUCCACCGCCGACCUACUUUCCGCCUCAGCAUUACAUGGCAUCGCCGCCUACAAACACUCCUCCGCCGCCAUUGGCCCCCCCUGCUAAGAAGAAGAUGAACUGGUCUCCGGAUGUUCGUGACUACGUCAACCGAUCAUUUGCCCAGACCACGGCACUUCCGGGAAUCACGAAGGAGCAUAUUGAAGCAAAGCUCAAAGAAAUAAUCACGGAGGCCACACAAAGCGGGAGACUCGACACAAUUAAUUGGAAAGAGCUGCCACUCCCCCAGCAGCUGAUCCAGGAGGACCGAAACCGUGCUCUUCUUGCCCCUGUACCCCCUCCAUAUUAUGUUCCCGCUGUCCCUGCCUCGGCUCCGUCUACGACCACAUAUCAGCCUCACCCUGACGCUCCCCGUAAGCGUAAAUCCACCGAGCUUUCCAAAGAGGCCGGAGAUGCCACGGCUCCACCACCUUGGAGAACAAGUGCGCAGUCAUCUGGACCACUGGCAGACCGAGUUUCCUUCGCCCCGUCUGAUAAACGGCCCAAGCUCGACAUGACCACAUCCGUAAGUAAAUCAAGUGCAAGCCUGGAAUCCCGCAGACGCCGGUUUGAGGACUCACGUGCCGGAUCCAAUUCCCCACGUACACAAGAAUCAUCACGAGGAGCUUCACCAGAGGCGAAGGUGACCGGACCGAUCGUGGGCCGCUGCCAAAAGCUUGAGAAGAAUUAUUUCAGAUUGACCUCGGCACCCAAUCCCGACGAUGUUCGGCCCCUGGAGGUCUUACGCAAGACGCUGGAACUGCUCAAAAAGAAGUGGCGCAGUGACGGCAAUUAUGUCUAUAUUUGCGACCAGUUCAAGUCAUUACGGCAAGAUUUGACCGUGCAACAUAUCAAGAACGAAUUCACCACAAGCGUUUACGAAUAUCAUGCUCGAAUCGCGUUAGAAAGGGGUGACCUGGGUGAGUAUAACCAAUGCCAGACACAGCUUCGGGAGCUGUACAAGCAGAAUCUUGGUGGUCACCCUGUGGAAUUCAAGGCAUAUCGUAUCCUCUAUUUUAUCCACACAUGCAACCAGACUGACAUGAAUGAUGUGCUCUCUGAUCUAACCCCCGCAGACAAGAAGGAACCCGCGAUCAAACAUGCCCUGGAGGUGCGCUCUGCCCUUGCUCUUGGGAACUACCACAAAUUCUUCAAGUUAUAUCUUACUGUCCCGGACAUGGGAGCGUACUUGAUGGAUAUGUUUGUAGAACGCGAGAGAUUAGCAGCACUAGCGUGUUUGUGCAAAGCGUAUAAACCCGAUGUCCGAUUGCGUUUUGUCACCGAAGAACUCGGGUUUGAAUCGGAUGAAGAAGCCUGCCAAUUCCUUCUCGAUCAUGCACCCGAAGACUCGUCGCAUCUUCUUGAAGAACGCGAAGGCGACGUUCGCUUUCUAACCGGCAAGGUCGGAUCGAUCUUCCAAAAUGCGAAAACAAGAGCCUUCGGGCUGGUCGACAUCAAGGGCCAGAUUUGA